This is a messenger RNA of Bursaphelenchus xylophilus (pine wood nematode), 1352 nucleotides long. Lineage: Eukaryota; Metazoa; Nematoda; Chromadorea; Rhabditida; Aphelenchoididae. The record is from the annotation of a GenBank genome assembly.
AUGGGUAUGUUUCUUUCCUAUUUUUCUAAUUUUUGGGUCUUAUUCUGCCCAGCUUACCUAUUUUUUAUGGGUUUGGGGGAAUGGAAAAUCAAGUCCUCUAUUUUUCUUGAUUCCAGGUCUCGUUCAAGAACUUUCUAACGGAAACGUAAAGGUCAACCCUUUCGGACUCCCCAAGACUGCUCAGUGCGCUGGUGGAAACAAGGAUGAAGUGGAGUUUGGAAGUGGAAAAUACUACGCUCUCUGCGGAUUCGGUGGAAUCCUUUCUUGUGGUAUCACUCACACCGCCAUCGUUCCUUUGGAUUUGAUCAAAUGCCGUAUUCAGGUAGGCCCUUUGAUUAGUUUGUUUGUUUUUAGGCAUAACAACGAGUGAUUGAAGUUUUCUGCGGUGUUAUUAUUUUUCGAAUUUCUUUGGCUGACGAAUAGUGCAAUAUUGGUAUUUGAAGUCCAAUUCUUUCAGGUCAACCCCGAGAAGUACAAGGGAAUCUUCGGUGGGUUCCGUACGACCGUUUCUGAAGAAGGAGUCCGCGCCUUGGCCAAGGGAUGGGCCCCAACUGCCAUUGGAUACUCUCUGCAAGGUCUCGGCAAAUUCGGAUUCUACGAGCUGUUCAAGAUCGUCUAUUCCGAUGCCAUUGGCCCCGAAUUGACCUACCAAUGGAGAACCACCCUCUAUUUGGCUGCCUCCGCUUCGGCCGAAUUCUUCGCCGACAUGUUGUUGGCUCCCAUGGAAGCCACCAAGGUCCGUAUUCAAACCGCUCCUGGUGCUCCACCAACCCUGAGAGGAUGCGUUCCAUUCAUCUACAAGAACGAGGGUCUCACCGGCUUCUACAAGGGACUUCCCCCACUCUGGCUUCGUCAGAUCCCCUACACGAUGAUGAAGUUCGCUUGCUUCGAAAGAACCGUCGAGCUUUUGUACAAGCAUGUCGUUCCCAAGCCAAGAAACGAAUGCUCCAAGAGCGAGCAGCUUUUGGUGACUUUCGUCGCUGGAUAUAUUGCUGGAGUCUUCUGUGCCGUCGUCUCGCAUCCCGCUGAUACUGUCGUCUCCAAAUUGAACCAGGACGCUAAUGCUUCCGCCGUCGAUAUUUUGAAGAAGUUGGGUCCAGUUGGUAAGUUAUUUCCUAUUUGUUUUCUGCCUUUAGAUACCGAGUUCGUCAUGCACAAUGUUAAUUGAAAAUACCUUUUCAGGAGUAUGGGGUGGACUGUUGCCUCGUAUCAUUAUGAUCGGAACCCUGACCGCUCUUCAAUGGUUCAUCUACGACUCGGUGAAGGUGGCCUUCAACCUGCCUCGUCCCCCACCACCAGAGAUGCCCGAGUCCUUGAGAAAGAAGCUGGAAGCCCAAGGAAAGAGCGCCUAA